UGGGUGGAACAGCCUUGGGCGCAACCUCCGCGGGCGGGGCUGCGCUGCAGGGGGCGGGGUGCACAGUAGUUCCGUGUUGGGGAGCCAGGCGGGACUGUUACGCGGACUUGGAGCUGUGGUUUGGCGGGAUUCUGGCCUUACCCUGCCCUUGUUUGUUUUGUGAGUGCGGAGCUGCUCUAAGGUCUAGGGGUUUGUGUCGUCCUGCGCUCGUCACCGAGAAGGGUGCUCCUAGGGUCCAGGUUCCCUAGCGACGGCGCUCCUCCCUCCUAGGGGCUGAGUAGCGGACAGGAGGCGUGCUGCUCCGGGUAUCUGCGUCCCGCCCAAGAGCCAGAAGUUAAGUGAAAAUGAUACAAGUUAGAAGACAUGAAACAAGAAAAAAUUCUAAGACUCAAGAACAUGAGCAGAAAUCUCGAGUUGAUUGGAGGCGGACUAAAAGAAGUAUCUCACAGUUAUUUAAUAGUGAUGAAGACCUUGAUACUGAUGAAGAUCUUGAUAGUGAUGAAAAUCUUGAUAGUGAUGAAGAGCUUGACAGUGAUGAAAGUAUUAACAGUGAUGAAGCACUUGCUAGUAAUAAGGCACUUGAUAGUAAUGAAAAGCCAGAAAAUGAAAGAGAACUUAAAUUAAUUAAAGCUGAAAGUGAAGGAAACAGCUGUGAGCAUCUCAUUAACACUGGCAACAGUUCAACAUAUGAAGAAGAAAAGAACAAAACCAAACAUAGUAGUAUUGACUUACCAGAUCAUGAAAAGCACUCAAGUCAAGAGGAUGAUGAUCUUAACAAACACACUGAACAAAUAACAGAGGAGGAUGUAGAAGAGGAACACAUUAAGCGAGGGAAGAGAAAACGAAUCUCCUCUGUGAUGUCUGACAGUGAUGAGAGUGACGACAGUGAUAUCCUAGUUAAAAAAGUAGGUGUUAAACGUCCACGUAGAGUGGUUGAAGAUGAAUGUUCUUCGGCAGAGAUAGAAAAUCAACCUGAAAAAACAUCAGCUGCAAGAAAACGAGAACAACUCCAGAAACUGAAAGAACUCUCAAAACAAAGAUCUCGUCAGAGACGCAAUAGUAGUAGAGAUUUUGAGGACUCUGAAAAGGAAUCCUGCCCAAGCAGUGAUGAAAAUGAUGAUGAGGAAGAGGAUGAUUAUGAAUCUGAUGAAGAUGGAGAUAAUUAUGUUAUGGAUGGCUUUGUAGUACAAGAUGAAGAGGGUGAUGGAAAGAGUGAAAGUCAGCAAGGAGAAAAUUUGACUACAUCACAACUGAAAUUAGUAAAGCAAAAUUCUCUUUGUAAGUUAAAUAUCAAGAAAAUAUUUUAUGACUGUUCUAAUCAUGAUACUAUGUCAAGCAUGAAAUCAACCUGUUACUCUCAUGUUCUAAAUCAUUUAGGAUCUGUGAUUUUAUUUUCAGAUUCUUUUAGUGACCACUAUACUCAUUUUGAAAGAGUUGUCAAGGCUCUUCUGAUCAAUGCUUUAGAUGAAUCAUUUCUGGGAACAUUAUAUGAUGGUACCAGGCAAAAAUCAUAUGCACAAGACAUGUUGACAUCUCUUCAUUAUUUGGAUAACCGCUUUGUUCAGCCUCGUCUAGAGAGUUUAUCCUCUAGAAGUCGUUGGAAAGAGCAGUAUAAGGAGCGUGUAGAAAAUUAUUCUAAUGUAAGUAUCCAUAUGAAGAAUCCUGAAAAUUGUUCCUGCCAGGCUUGUGGAUUGCAUCGCUACUGUAAAUAUACAGUGCAUUUAUCGGGACAAUUGUAUAAUACCAGGACUAUGGAAACAGAUGAUUUCAUGUCACAUGAUAAACAGGUGUUUUUUGUUGGCAGAAUUUGUGCUGAACGUACCAAAAUUUAUCAUAAACUGAAGCAUUUUAAAUUCAAGUUGUACCAAGAAUGUUGCUCCAUGGCAAAGACAGGAGAAGUUGAAGAUGAACAAGUUAAAGAAACAGUGGAAAGAAUUUUCAGUCAGUCAAAAGAGAGUGGCUGGAUUGAGGAGAACAGUUCUUGUGACCUGAGAGUGAAGAAGCACCUGGUGCCAAUCUGAGGAAAGGAUCUCGGCUGCCAGUCCUAAUACCACCCACAUCCUCUUCUUGAGGACAUGGGACUUAGCAGUGAGCCCUGUAACUGAAGAUCAAGGGGAAAGCAGAGGUUUCAGGCCACGGCACUGAUUAUGACUCCCCCAAAUCCUGUUAAUCACUAAAUUUGAUAUCAGGAAUCAAGCGGGGGUUUUGAAGAGUGCACUGGAUUCCUAAAGAUCUGCUGGCAGCUCAUGAGCUCUGGUCUGCUCACAUAGCUUUUAGAAUUGUUUAUAUACAUUGAAAGAAUACUAAUAUGAAAUCUUUCAAAUAUAUCUAGUUACAUGAAUGUGUAAGACAGAACAUAUAAUAGAUUUUCAGGCAACCCAGAUAAACUGUGUAUUUAAUCCUAAAAAAGAAGCCUGAUUUGAGAUCCAUUGCCUGGGUUAUUUACAUCAUAGGGGAAUUUGUGGAAGAGGAAAAUAAAAAAGAAGAGAGCUUAGAGAGUAAGCUUAUGAGCAAAGAGAAGAAAAAAGAGAACAAGAAAACAGGAACUUCUUAGAACACAUGUUCGGCAGAGGUCUCUGGGUCUAGAGAGUGACAUCAGGAUUGGUUUCCCUUUCGACAAUUAUCCUCCCACAGCAAACCACCACCCAGUGAACUCUUUGCCUGCUCCCCACAUCUUGGCACUUAAGUCUUGUUUCUCUCAUUUUACUCUCUUCAGCUUUUUAUCUUUUGCUUUGCUUCUGCUUCUCUCACUCUCUGUGCUUUCCUCCCUGUCCUGGGUGCUUUUCAGUUUGCCUUAGGGAGGAGCCAUCACUUAUCCAGUAAGUUCUGUCUUCGUUUUCCUAGAUAACAUUAAGUUCUUAAGUGCUUUUAUUGAUGCAUUUAAGUGUUGCCAACCCUCUGGAGGAGUUGAAAGACCAAUUGGGACAGCAUAUUUUUAAAGAAUUGUGUACGAGGUGUAGGAAAAUCACUGUGCAUACACACACACACAUACACAUAUACAUAUGUAUACAUGUAUAAUGUAAUAAUAUAUCUGGGAAGAACAAUAAAAUUUUGCAGAAAAAACUAAAACCAUUUUUAAAUUAAGUACCUCAGAGAAAGCUCAACAGGGUUCAUGACAACAGAAAAGAUGUGGAAAAAGAAAAAAAAUAUUCUUGGGAAAAGAAAGCCAAGUGUCAUAUUGUGCUUAAAGAAUAACACUUAGCAUUGGCCAUUGAAGGUGCUUCAAGAUCGUACAUGUUUAGGACAAUGUGCACAUUUUUUCACAUAAAGUAUCAAAGAGCUUUUGUUUUCUUUUUGUGAUCUCCCUACUUUAAAAAAUUUGUCCAUGGACCUUCUCAAAAGAUUUUUCUGGAAACUAAAGAAGUUUAUAGCCAGUGUAAACCCAUAUGCAGCUUCUUGUGCUGUGAUUAAAUUUCAGAACUGGUUGGGUGCUCUGACAUUUUUCAGCCUCAUUCUGCCUGCCCCUCAGUGUGUGUGUGUCUGAGUGAUGGCACUACAUGUGUGCUGGUGAUGACGCUUGCCUUCUUUUUUGGCUGCAGUUUCAUGGCCACAGUUGCUCUCACCCUUUAGAAUGCCAGGGCUCAGUACUAUUGAAUGGAUGUAUAUUUGUGGCUCUUCUUGUUCUUGCCUCCCAGUUACUAUGUCAGCCCAUCCUUCAACCUUACACAAACUGUUUCUUCCUGUGUUUCUUCCUCCAGCUAGUUUCACACCUUGGUUUUUCCUUUAUCUGCUCUUUCUUCCUCCAAGCAUUUUUCUUCCAUCAUCUCAGGAUAUCUCAGCAUUUCUUCCUCAAAACCUGCCACCUAGACUGACUUUAUUUUUCUUGUUCCUGUUCCUAACAGUUCAACUAGGAAGAUCUGUUUUUAACCUAAUUAUAUUAAAAGUUAGGAGCAACUUAAGUGCCAAAAAAGAGCAAAUGAUAAAAUUAUAAUAAAGCCAAUAAAUAUAUAAUAUAUGUCUCAUUCUAAAUUAGAGCUGAAAAACAUACUAUUAUAUGCCACUGGCAAAAUUCUAACUUUUUUUUGUCAUGAAGAAGGUGUACAUGAUGAUGUGGUUUGCAGGGCAGUUGAAUGCAGGAUAGUCGGGCUGGGGUGGUGAACACAUGAACACCAGGAAGUAGACAGUAUAUGUCUGCACAAGUAUCAAGUUUCAGUUUUAUAAAUGGGUUUAAAGCAAAUUUAAAUGUAUUGCAUAACUAUUGUUAUAUAAAUAAGAAUUUUAAGUUAUGAUUGGAUAUCCUGCCACAUCCCAAAACUCUUCUCACUUGUUCUCUUUCUUUACCCCUUUUUAACUUGAAAAAUUUUUUUCUUCUACUCCUUAAACUAAUGUUUCUCAAAACAUAGCCCUAAACUAUCUAUGUCAGAACCACCUAGAACCACCUAGAAGUUGAAAAAUAUGUAGUCCUUGGCUUCACAACAGACCUAUUCAAUAAAAAUCCAUAGGUGAUUCUUAGCAAAUUAAAGAUUGAAGACCCCUGCUUAAGAGUAAAUGUUGCAGUAGGUCUUCUUCUCAGCCUCAAAACUCUUUCCCUUGGCAAACCUAUUCCCUUUUCCAGGUCUAACCGCUACUUCUGAGUAGAAGACUCCAAGCUUUCGUUUAUGUUCUGACCUUUUUCUCAUACUCUAUUCCCAUAAUUCCAACAGUUUUAGUAGGUCCAUCUGGCACUCUAAGGGCUUGACAUAAUAAGACCCACACUCUCAAAUUUUUAAUAAAUAAAAAUAAUAGAAGCAGAAUCUUUAGGGAGACAGAAUGAAUUGCAAGGCAAUACUGCCUUCUCUCUGAGUUUACUUUCCCUUGAAAAGGUUUUUCUUUUUUCAUACUAAAGCUGCACCCCUGCCCCCACCCUUUAAAUCUCAGAAAUGGCAUAUGACAGUGGUUAAAAGCAUGGAUUUAAAUAUUUUCUAACAAUAGAAUUUGGGGGCAAGUUUCUUCUCUUCUGUAAGCCUAAGUUUCUCUUCAGUAAAAUAGGAACUAAAUAAUAAUAAUUAGAGUUAUUAAUAAUUAGGGUUUGAUUGUGGAGAUUAAUACCUUUUAAGCAUUUAAUAUAGAGCCUAGCAAUUAGUAAGUGGCUAUUAGUGAGUGGCUAUUUUUAGUAAUAAAAGCAAAGGUUUCCUUCCCUUAGCAUAGCUCAGAUAGACUGCAAUUUUCCAAAAUAAAUUUAAUAAGAGAAAGAAAUAAUAUAAAGAAAAACAAUAUGAAAAGCAUUAAAACAGUCAACAUGUCUAAAGUAUAAACUUCUAAUCCUAGAGUAUUUAUAUGUAAUAGAACCUGUAUGGGUACUAGGUCAAGAGAAUCCCUAAGUAGUCCAGAAGUUGUUUCUUCUGUUCUUCAUUCUUUCUAGGGAAGCUGAUCAAGUAAGGGAUGUUUGGGAGUGGGGGUAAGGUUUCAUGGCCCUGUUUGGAAGUCAAAUGCACUAUCAUAAACCCUUCCAUAGACCACAAAAGUCAGGGUCAUCACCUCAUUAGGAGUAGAACCAGAGUUCAUAAGUACAGUUAAGAAACCAUUAGUCAGUUAAUCUCAGCUGAGGUAAGCACUUUGAACUCUAUCAACCUUGAAAUCUCCAAAUCAUCCUGAUUCCUCUCUUUCUUGUUCUAACCUUAUUUUUAACUCUCUAUCUUCAUUGCUAUCACUCAAAUUUGGGCUCUUGUUAUGCAAAUUAUUACAGUAGACUGCUAACUAGUUGCCAAACUUCUAGAAUGGAUGUUUUACCAUUUAAAA
Molecule: messenger RNA, 5718 nt
Organism: Phyllostomus discolor (pale spear-nosed bat)
Lineage: Eukaryota; Metazoa; Chordata; Mammalia; Chiroptera; Phyllostomidae
Gene: CCDC82
Product: coiled-coil domain containing 82
Exons: 8
Coding region: 345-2021 (558 amino acids)
Cellular component (GO): nucleus
Source: RefSeq, a predicted model, not a curated record